Hyalella azteca is the source of this 1044-nucleotide messenger RNA. RefSeq names its product phosphoinositide 3-kinase regulatory subunit 4. Gene Ontology annotation, cellular component: phosphatidylinositol 3-kinase complex, class III, type II; nucleus-vacuole junction; late endosome. Gene Ontology annotation, molecular function: protein binding; protein serine/threonine kinase activity. The record is from RefSeq and is a predicted model, not a curated record. Gene Ontology annotation, biological process: macroautophagy; late endosome to vacuole transport; protein phosphorylation. NCBI's taxonomy places the organism in Eukaryota, Metazoa, Arthropoda, Malacostraca, Amphipoda, Hyalellidae.
AUGUCAGCGCUGUGCGCACGCAUCCCGCGCCGUGCGUGGCGCACGCUGCUCAGCUUCACGGACCUGCGUGGGGCCCUCGAGAGGCUCAGGGAUGGCCUCGACCACCCCAGGCUGAGCCUCACCAAGCCAUCUUGNCACUUGCUGGGGGUCCACAGCCACCGCCGGGCCACGCUCCAGGGGGGCGCUGCAGGGGGCGACGGGGGGUCCCUGGACGACAGGGGCGAGAUUCAGGUGGCGAGUGCAGAGGUGUGCCGGCGCGGCGCCCCGCCUGAGAUCCUGCGGUACUCGCUCUCCUGUGAUGAUGUUCCUGCCUUACCUGGCACCCACCGCCGCUCAGGGAGCAUGGGGGCGGGGGAGGGCGGCAGCGCCCCCUCGCCCUCGGGGGGCACCGGCCCCUCGUCUGGCCCCUCUGCCCUCACCGAAGUGGACUCGUUCCCUGCGGCCCAGAGAGCCGCGGCCGCCGCUCCUGACAACGUCGCUGUACCAUCUGGCAGCGAGAUGGCACUACGGCAGGUGGUGAAGACUCGCCGUCGCCUGCACCAGCUGCGUGCCCGUAGACCUACACCAGCUGGUAGAUCUUCUACCUCUACACCAGCUGGUAGAUCUUCUACCUCUACACCAGCUGGUAGACCUCCUGCCUCUACACCAGCUGGGCAGGUCUGGGCACCAGCUGGUGUCUUGAUAUCGCACCUACACGAACACACCGCUAGGGUGCACAGGUCGCGCGGUGUGUACGGGAGGCUGGGGGCGUCGGUGCGCUGUCUCGCCGCCAGCGCCGCGCAGCAAUGCGUCGCCGCCGCCGCAGACAACGGCAACAUACAUGUCUUCAGGCUGGACAAGCUGAGCAUGCUGUGUGACCGCGUGCUGGACCGGGAGGAGGACGUCUAUGCUGUCGACAUGGCCUUCUAUGACACGGGGUGUGGCGACAACGUCGUCGUGUACGGGUCUGUGACGGGCGGGGUGGUGGGUUGGGACCUGCGACAACCUGGCACCGCCUGGCGCUUCAACAAUGGGCCCAAGAACGGCCUGAUCACGAGCCUCAUG